This is a messenger RNA of Helianthus annuus (common sunflower), 2381 nucleotides long. Its product is annotated as long chain acyl-CoA synthetase 1. Gene Ontology annotation, molecular function: long-chain fatty acid-CoA ligase activity. Gene Ontology annotation, cellular component: membrane; endoplasmic reticulum. NCBI's taxonomy places the organism in Eukaryota, Viridiplantae, Streptophyta, Magnoliopsida, Asterales, Asteraceae. Bases 122 to 2101 code for a protein of 659 amino acids. The record is from RefSeq and is a predicted model, not a curated record. The transcript is spliced from 19 exons. Gene Ontology annotation, biological process: fatty acid metabolic process; cutin biosynthetic process; wax biosynthetic process.
CAUUGUCAAUUUGUCAUACAUGAAAAUCAAUUCAAAGAUAUAAAUUAUUAAACUCAUCACCUGCUUGCUCUCAAAAUUAGUGUCCAACUUUUAGUAAAUAAAGUUGAAAUCAGGCAUACACAUGGAUAAGCUGCAGUUUGCUGUGAAGGUGGAAGAUGGGCGAAAAGGUGACCCGUCUGUUGGCCCGGUUUACCGAAAUCCUCUUGCAGAACAAUCUUUCCCACCUGUUGAUUCUCAGUUCAAGACCACUUGGGAUGUCUUUAGGUGUGCUGUUGAAAAGUAUCCUAACAACAGGAUGCUUGGAUGGCGUGAGCUCGAAAACGGAACGUGGGGGCCGUACGUUUGGAAAACUUACAAAAGUGUAUAUCAGGAAGUUUUGCAUGUUGCAAAUGCUUUUAGAGCUUCUGGCUUCCAACCUGGAUGUAAAGUCGGAAUUUAUGGAUCAAAUUGCCCUCAAUGGAUUGUAGCGAUGGAGGCUUGCAAUGCCCAGAGCCUCAUUUGUGUACCCCUAUAUGACACCCUUGGGGCAGGGGCUGUAAAUUUUAUCUUGGAGCAUGCUGAGGUUGAUAUUGUUUUUGUCCAAGAUAAAAAAGUUAAACAGCUACUGGAUCCAGAUUGUACGCAUACUAAACGGCUCAAGGCGAUUGUUUGUUUCACAUCAAUGGAGGAUAACGAAAAAGAAAUGGCGGAAUCCAUUGGGAUAAAAACAUUCUCAUGGAAUGACUUCCUUGAUAUGGGAAGCAAACAUCCGUCAGAGCUGCAGACACCUGAACCAACAGAUAUAUGUACUAUUAUGUACACAAGUGGCACCAAUGGAGAUCCAAAGGGUGUUGUCUUGACUCAUGAAAAUGCUACAACAAAUAUAAAUGGGGUUGAUCUUUUCAUGGAGCAAUUUGAGGACAAGAUGACCGAAGAUGAUGUUUAUUUAUCCUUCCUGCCUCUCGCCCACAUUCUUGAUCGUAUGAUUGAAGAAUACUUUUUUCGUAAAGGCGCUUCUGUUGGCUUCUUCCACGGGGAUAUAAAUGCUUUAAGAGAUGAUAUGAUGGAGCUAAAACCAACAUUUUUAGCUGGAGUACCUCGCGUUUUGGAACGGAUUUACGAAGGCGUGUUGAAAGGACUCGAAGAACUUAAUCCAAGGAGAAGGAAAAUAUUUGACAUUCUAUACAACUACAAACUUAGAUGGUUGAAAGCAGGUUAUAAGCAGAAAGAUGCAUCACCAUUUGCAGAUAUGCUGGCUUUUAGCAAGAUUAAGAACAAACUGGGCGGUCGGAUUCGGCUUAUAGUAUCUGGUGGAGCUCCAUUAAGCCCUGAGGUGGAAGAGUUCUUAAGGGUUACAUCCUGUGCUUUUGUAUUACAGGGCUAUGGGUUGACAGAAACUUGUGGUUUAGCAACGGUUGCAUUUCCAGACGAAAUGUGCAUGGUUGGGACCGUCGGUUCGCCCUUUGUAUACACGGAACUACGUCUAGAGGAAGUUCCGGACAUGGGUUACGACCCGCUGGCAUAUCCGCCACGUGGCGAAAUAUGUGUUAGGGGGAAAGCUCCUUUUGCAGGAUACUACAAGAAUCCAGAGUUGACCAAUGAGGUGAUGACAGAUGGGUGGUUUCAUACAGGUGACAUUGGGGAGAUAUUACCAAAUGGAGCAUUGAAGAUUAUUGACAGGAAGAAACAUUUGAUAAAAUUGUCACAAGGAGAGUAUGUUGCACUUGAGCAUUUGGAAAAACUUUAUGCCAUUACUCCCAUUGUUGAAGAUAUUUGGGUAUAUGGGGAUAGUUUCAAGCCAUCAUUGGUGGCGGUGGUCGUAGUGAACCAUGAUCAUGCAGAAAGAUGGGCACAUAAAAACGGGCAUAAGGCAACCUUGUUUGAGCUCUGUAAGCUGAGUCAACUACAGGAUUACAUUCUCUCUGAACUCAAAUCUACUGCAGAAAGAAAUAAGUUGAGAGGUUUUGAAACAAUCAAGCGUGUGAUCCUUGAAGCCGAAACAUUUGAAGGGGAAAAGGGUUUUUUGACACCAACAAUGAAGAAGAAAAGAGAUAGAUUGCUCAACUAUUACAAGGUUGAAAUCGAGCUUCUAUACAAAAAUUUAGGCGGGAACAAGUCUUAAACUAUCACUUCCAGCGUUGUCUUGAAAUACAGGACAUAGAAACAUCCUGAUGCAGUGAUAUAACCGAAGAUCAUAUGAAGAUUUGAAUAAUAUUUAUUUCCUUUAUUAUCGAGCCUAUUAUCAAUAAUCGUAUCUUUUAUUCAUUUGGUUUAGUCAUGUUUAUCUUUAAGGUUGUUAAGUUCCGGUAUAAAUAAGGUUUUAGGGUGAAUGUUUAAAGUUAGUUUUGAGUUUGAUGUUUCUUUGAAUAAAUAAGGUUUUAGGUUCCAAGUCUUUGAAUGAA